AUGAGCAUAAAAGGAAUUAAUGAUAGAAGACAUCUUUUUGAAUCUAACUAUAUGUAAUCAUUUGCAGAUUAAAAAACUAAAAAUGAUGAAAUAGAAGAUAUUAUGAGUAUUUCAAUUGAUAGAUCUAAAAUAAAUACUAUUUAAGAUAUUAAAAUUCAAAUUGAACCUAAUAAUUAGUAGAAAUUUACUAAAGCUGAGAGUUGUGAUGAGCCUACAGUAAUAUAAAUAGAUAAUUUGUCCUUCUCUAAAUCUAUGCUAAAUCAAAAUAGUGUAUCUAAUAGGAGGCCUAUUUCGUAGAUUUUAAUAGAUUCGCCCAAAAAUCAAUCUCGUAGCUUCCAUAAUUUAGAUUCAUAAAGCUAAGUUCAUAGGAAGAGUAAGAAUUUAAAUAACAAACAAAUAAACGAAUGUUCUCCUGAAAAGAAAAGUCUUUUCCUGCUUGGUUCUCCUUUAUUUUAAAAAAUUCAAGAAAAUGGCAUGUAAAAUGAAAAAGAAAAAUAAUCAGAUUCACCAUAAAAUGGAUAUAGUUUAUCACCUUUAAAUAACUGCUUUUUGAUGUUUAGGAAGACUAACAUGGUUAAAAAAUUCAUUCAAAAUAUCAAAAAGAGGACAGAAAAAUACAAUUUCAAAUGUCUUUCUAAAUAUUAAUUCAAUAUGAUAGGUGAUAAAUCUGCAGAUUACAAUUAUUAUAAACAAAAAUAAUUAAUCUAUGCUAACGAAGAAAACUUUGAUACUAAAAUUUAGAGAUUACAGAAGCUACUUGACAGAUAUCUAUUAAAUAGUGAAAAGAUUAUUUUUUAGCCAGAUUCUGCAUUUAGUAUUUUAUGGGACAUUUUGACCACAAUAAUCUGGAUCCUUAUCAUAUUUUAUAUCCCAAUUUAGAUUAAUUUGAUAGAUAGUGAUUUCAUUGAUUUUAAAAAACCUCAUGAAUUCAUUACAGUUUUUAUAAUACUGGAAACGCUGGUGAAAAUUAAUAGAGCUGUUUUCAAAAGAGGAAUGAUAAUUACAAAUAGACAACAAAUUCUUCAAGAAUACCUCUCUCAAGAAGCGAAAUAUGAUUUGAUCAUUUUAGUAUUUCAUUUAGUUUCAGAAACUCACUCCAGCUUAUAUUUCCUUGAAUAUAUCUUAGAGCUUAGGAUUCUUAGAGUCACGAAAACCUACCAAGACUUAUUUUAACAGAUAGAUUAGGAGCAGAAAUAUAAAAUUUUUAGAAAAAUCUCUUAGCUCUUUUUAUUAGUCUUAGUUUUUAUUAAUCUGUAGGCUUCGAUAUUUAUUUUUAUUGGAGUUUUUAAAACUUAAAAAAUGUCUGAUCUCUUAGGAUCUGAUAAUUUGUUAGACAUUUAUUUUGCUGGUAUUUACUGGUCAACUAUUACAAUGACAACAAUAGGCUAUGGUGAUAUAUAUCCUUAAAAUACAAAUGAGAGGAUUUAUGUAUGCGUUGUUUGUUUGAUAUCUUGUGGUAUUUUUGGUUAUUCCAUUAAUUAAAUUGGAUAAAUUGUAAGCGAAAUACAAGAAAAAUCAGAGAGUUUUAACUAAAAAAUAAAUGCGUUAAAUAAACUAAUGAAAUCUAGGAAUAUUAAUAAGAGUUUAAUGUUUUAAGUAAUUAAAUACCACGAGUAUAGGCAUUUUGAAGAAGAAAAUAUUGAGGAAGAAGGUAUGGCACUCGUAAAUGAGCUACCUAAAUCUAUGAAAGACAGAGUAACUUAUGAAAUGAAUUACAAAAUUUUGUAUUCAUAAAAGUUGUUUUUAUUGAAUUUCUCAAAGCAAUUCCUUGAUUAGCUAUCAUUAAGAAUAAAACAAAUAAAAGUGGGUCCAGAAACUGAUAUUUAUAAGCCAAAUGAUUUAGAUUUAAGAAUCUACUUUAUACAAAGAGGAAAUAUAGAACUUACAUUUUUUCAGAAUGAAAAGAUUAAAAAUUUUGGAAAUUUAAAAGAAGGUGAUAUGUUUGGUGAAAUUGAAUUUUUUAGUUAGUCAAGUAGAAAAUUUGGUGCAAAAUCAACUUCUGUAGUGCAUCUAUUGUAUCUAGAAUAUGAAGACUUUUACUAAUGUUUGUAAUUUAUGGAUAGAGAUAUUGAAAGCUAUAACAUGAUUAAAGACAAACUCUAAAUGGAGAAUGAUUUACUUCCUUUAGAUAAAAAGUGCGAAAGUUGUGGGAAAUUCAGUCAUUCACUAUUAGAAUGUAAUCAUUUGCAGUAUAAGCCAAAUAUAGAUAAGUUGGUUUAUGAAAUAAACAAAAAUUUCCCAUAAAUCAGAGAAGAAUAUUAAGGAAGAAGAAGAUUUAGAUCAAUCAAUGCAAUCUCUGGAAUGAACUAAUUUAUGUCCUUGAUUAACAUGAUUUAAUAGGAAGCUACAAUAACAAGCAGCCAAGGAAAAGAAAAAGGUGAAGAGAGGAAUUCAUAAAAUUAAAUUUAAAGAGACUACAGUUUUGAAGACCAAGUAAAUGAAGAAAGUGAUUUAUCCUCAUUGACAUAAAAGAAAAAAUCAUUGAUUUUUGAUAAAGAUGUAGGAAUGUUAAAUAAGUAACAGACUAAAAAAAUAAAUAAAAUGAAAAGACUUUCUCUUGUAAAAAUUAAUGAGAGGGUGAAUUAUCCUGAAGAUAAUAAAAAUUAGACUUCUUAUGACGAAAAAAUGAUGGAGAGAUUAGUAAUACCUUAAAAAAUAAAUUCAGAUUCAUAACAAACAUCUUAAAAUUUAAAUACAACUGAUAAUAAUUUUAGUCAAUUCGUAGUAAAUAGUGGAAGUUAUUCAAAUCUACCUAGUAAUUAAAAUCUACCUUCGCCAAGGUUGUCUUCUCUUUCAUAGACGCUAGAGAAUCAAAGUAUAAAAUCUAAAAAAACUAAGAAUGGAAUUGAAUAGAGAGUUAUAAAAUUUUAGGCCUAACCUCAAGAUUAUGAAAAUUAGAGCGCUUUCAAUGGAUUUGAAAAUAACUAACCAAAUUCUAAUUUAAUUUCAAACAAAUACAGUAAAUUACAAACUCUUAAUACAGAGACAGAAAACGAAUUAUUUAAGCAUGAUUUGCAUUACAAAAAGUAAGAACCUCUUUGGUUUUUGAAUUUUGAUACAAUGAAAAGUUUUAAAAUUUAUUUCCCCCAUAAUAACUAUGAAAGAGUGAUUUAUAAAUUCAAUUAAAAAGUUAAUUCAAAAAGGAAACAAAUUUUACCAUAAAAAUAAGUAAAAAAUAAGUUUUCUUUGUUUAAUUUAGAGCAAAAAAAAAAUUCAACUAAAUUUUGA
Molecule: messenger RNA, 3228 nt
Organism: Tetrahymena thermophila SB210
Lineage: Eukaryota; Ciliophora; Oligohymenophorea; Hymenostomatida; Tetrahymenidae
Product: cyclic nucleotide-binding domain protein
Exons: 10
Source: RefSeq, a predicted model, not a curated record